Spea bombifrons (plains spadefoot toad) is the source of this 3892-nucleotide messenger RNA. RefSeq names its product tectonin beta-propeller repeat containing 1 (gene TECPR1). Gene Ontology annotation, cellular component: membrane. The record is from RefSeq and is a predicted model, not a curated record. The transcript is spliced from 25 exons. NCBI's taxonomy places the organism in Eukaryota, Metazoa, Chordata, Amphibia, Anura, Pelobatidae. Bases 142 to 3654 code for a protein of 1170 amino acids.
CAGAGGCUGCGGCUCGGCUGAGGUGUCUGCGCAAUGGCUUCGCUGUGUCAACAUUACCUGCGAUGUGUGUCGCCGUGAGCGAGGAGUGCGUCCUGCCGCCGGCUACGUGUCACUGUGUGCAGCGGCCGAGUCACCGUGAGGAUGCCGAACACUGUGCUGUGGGCCGUGGAUAUUUGGGGAAAGGUCUACACUCUGUCUACAGACGGACAGCACUGGGAGGCGUGCAAAGAUGGCCAACUGGAGUUCAAACGUCUGUCUGCUGUUUGGCAGGGCUGCUGGGGGAUUGCCUGCAACCACCAAAUAUAUGUCUAUGUGCAUUCCAGCGACCUUCCCAUCCGAUACCAAGAAGAAACCUACGAGAACCAGCGUUGGAAUCCAGUGGACGGAUUUUGCGAGAAGCUGCUUCCCAGUGACCGCUGGCAGUGGAGCGACGUCACCGGCUCGAAGCACCAGCAGCUGGACAGUUUUGAGCUUCCGUCACCCCACUGGGAGUGGGAAGCGGAUUGGUAUGUGGAUGAGAACUUCGGAGGAGAGCCCACAGAAAAAGGGGGAUGGACAUAUGCUAUAGACUUCCCAGCAACAUACACAAAGGAUAAAAAGUGGAAUUCUUGUGUGCGUCGUAGGAGGUGGAUCCGAUACAGGAGAUACAAGUCAAGAAAUAGCUGGGCAAAGAUACCAUCCCAUGAAGACAACAAAAAGUUGCCAGACCCAUUUAAUGACAUUUCAGUUGGCGGGUGGGAAAUCACAGAUGAACCUGUUGGCCGCCUGUCAGUAUGGACUGUUUCUUUACAGGGAAAGGUGUGGUAUAGAGAAGAUGUUUGCCACGAUAACCCAGAGGGUUCCUCCUGGGCCGAAGUAGACACACCAAGUGAGGUCAUACAGAUCAGUUGUGGUCCGUAUGAUCUUCUGUGGGCUUCCCUCUGGGAAGGUCAAGCCAUAGUACGGGAAGGUAUCAGCAGGAAUAACCCAAAAGGAAGUUCUUGGACCAUCGUCGAAGCUCCAACUCCUGAUGAUGGCAUCAUGCAUGUGUCAGUUGGUGUAAACGUGGUGUGGGCUGUGACCAAGAACCACAAAGUGUGGUUUAGACGAGGAGUGAAUUCCCACAACCCAUGUGGCACCAGCUGGAUCGAGAUGGUAGGAGAAAUGUCAACACUGAGCGUAGGAUUAAACGACCAGGUCUGGGGUAUUGGAUACGAGGACCGCGCAGUUUAUUUCCGUCAAGGGGUAACUCCGAGUGAGCUCAGCGGGAAGACAUGGAAAGCCAUUGUGGUACCCACUGGAAAUGAAAAGUCAAACACAGGAAGUGCUUCUAGCCUCGUCAGUGCAGGGUGUUUCUUUGGAGAUGAAGUGAAGGAACACUCCGAUUCACCUGCUCAGUCCGAUCUAGACAGCUCCUCAGAGGCGGAUCAUCCAGUUGCAAAAGAAGACCACCCCUGUACCUCCUCAUCAGUAAUGGCUAAAGUUGGUGAGCAUUCUGAAGAUCAGGCUGGCGAGCAAGAUGUAGUUACAGAGGUGGACCCUCAACAACCGUCUAGCCCAAGCAUUGAAAAGGUCUCUGAUGAAGCAUCUGUACACCCAAGGAACUCUGGGCUGAAGCGGGGAACGCCUCAUUGGACCAGCAUCGAUUUGGUUGAGGCGCGCGUGAACCCAUUCCAGACUGAUGAAAUUGCCCACCUGCCACUGCUUGGGACUUUCACUGAAGGAGCAGAGGAAACCUUUGGGAGUGAUACAUACGCUUUGUGGUCCUGGGUGUCUGGGGGUGGUUGUCUUGUUGAUAUACCUACCACCCUGAAGUGGUUCACUCGACAGACAGGCUUAUUGGCGUCCAUGCAAUCUAUGUCUUUGUCCAUUACCCCGUCUCACACUGCGGCCUGGAGGAAACAGAUAUUUGAGCAGCUCAGUGAACGCUCCAAAAGAGAACUUGAUAGUUUCCGCCACUAUGAACAAGCUGUGGAGCAGUCUGUGUGGGUUAAAAAUGGAACUCUACAGUGGUGGAGAGACUGGAAGCCAUACAGGUGGAUUGAUGUCCGUGUGGCUCUUGAACAGUUCACCGGUGUUGAUGGCUCCCGAGACAGCAUCCUCUUUAUAUACUAUACACACUAUGAAGAGAAAAAGUACAUUCACGUGUUCCUUAAUGAAGUGACAAUUUUGGUGCCUGUACUAAGUGAGAAUAAACACACUUUUGCCAUUUAUACUCCUGAAAGAACAAAGCAAAGGUGGCCCGUUCGAUUGGCAGCUGCCACGGAAGAAGAGAUGCAUGACUGGCUUGUCCUCUUAAAUAUGGCCUGCUGUGAGAGCAGAAAAGUACAGGGUCCUGCAUCUAACCAAGCUAUCUGGUCUGUAACUUGCAAAGGAGACAUAUUUGUGAGUGAGCCAACUGCAGAAUUGGAGUCUCACGUGAACCAAAGGUCAUGUGACCAAAUGUUUUGGCGUCAAAUCGGAGGUCAUCUCAGAAUGGUGGAAAGUAGCAGCAGUGGAGUACUGUGGGGCAUCGGCUACGAUCAUACAGCUUGGGUUUAUACUGGAGGAUUUGGAGGAGGGUUCCUACAAGGGUAUGUCAGCAGCACGGAAAAUAUAUUUCCACAGACUGAUACAAAAUGCGUGUAUAUCUAUGAAAACCAGAGGUGGAAUCCUAUUACCGGAUACAGCAGUAUCGGACUUCCAACUGAUCGAUACAUGUGGAGUGACGCAACCGGGUUGCAGGAGUGCACUAAAGUUGGUACAAAGCCUCCUUCCCCACACUGGACUUGGGUCUCAGAUUGGUAUGUAGACUUUAACAUUUCUGGUGGGACAGAUCGAGAGGGGUGGCAGUAUGCGGCAGACUUUCCAGCAUCAUACCACGGAUACAAGACCAUGAAGGAUUUUGUGAGACGAAGACGCUGGGCAAGGAAAUGUAAAAUUGUUACGAGCGGGCCUUGGCUGGAGGUUCCUCCCAUCCCCUUGCGGGACAUUUCUAUAUCAUCGAGCAGGGAAACGGAAACGGAAUCGAUAGCUCUGUGGGCAAUCAGCAACAAAGGAGAUGUUUUGUGCAGGCUUGGGGUUACAAAGCAAUGCCCGGAGGGUUCCUCAUGGCUCCAUGUGGGCACAGACCAGCCUUUCAUCUCAAUAUCGGUAGGAGGAUGUCUGCAAGUCUGGGCAAUCGCCAGGGACGGAUCCGCAUUCUACAGGGGUUCAGUGUCCGCCAAACAACCUGCUGGGGACAGCUGGUACCACAUACCCUCGCCCAAAAAGCAGAAGCUGCAGCAGGUCUCCGUAGGACAGACGUCAGUGUUUGCUGUGGAUGAAAAUGGUAAUUUGUGGUUUAGACAGGGGAUUACCCCAAGCUACCCUCAAGGCUCUGCAUGGGAACACGUGUCCAACAAUAUUCGUAAGGUGUCGGUGGGACCCAUUGAUCAGGUUUGGGUGAUUGCAGACAAAGUGCAGGGUUCUCGCAGUCUGAGCUGUGGAACGGUUUGUCGGCGGCUAGGGGUGCAUCCAAUGGAACUUAAGGGACACACAUGGGACUAUGGAAUCGGGGGCGGCUGGGAACAUGUCACCGUAAGAGGGAACAUGGCGCAUAGCAGCAUUCAGCCAGAGAAAGACAUCGGUCAGUCUGCGGAUCCACCUGAUGAACAACCGGGAGAAAAUCAUUCCUCGUUAACAGCCAGCUGCUAGAUGCCUGCGCGUCCAGUACAAUCUCAGUUUAAAUGCUAAAAUAUAUGGCGGUUAAAUAGCCAUGGUCAAAAAUGUUAGUUAUUGGCAAAACCUGUUUAUUUAUAGGACGUUUCAUAUAAAAUCAGACUGUGUCAAAAAAUGUAGCCGUCAAAUCAGUAUACUGUGAAAUCUUGGUCUGUAGAAGCUCUUUCUGCCCCGGUGAACUGAUUUUGGAUUAUGUAGCAUGAAAACCUCCGGG